AUGGCCGAUAAUCCAGUGAAGAUAGAUUGUCAUGAUGGCUUUGUUGAAAGUCGAGACGACAUUCCACUUAAAGAGUCCGACGGCAGUGUUAUAAGUGAUGAUGAAAAUACAGAGUAUCCACCACUUGUCAAAUUCAUUCCUAUUCUAAUAGGAUUAUGCUUGCAAGCAUUUUGUACAGCUCUGGAUAACACAAUACUCGCGACAGCAGUACCGAAAAUAACAGAGCAAUUCAACUCUCUCGAAGACAUAUCCUGGUACGCAAGUGCUUAUCUCCUCACCUCCUGCGCGGUCACCCUUCCCUUCGGCAAGAUAUACACAUACUAUUCAACCAAAUGGACGUACAUAAUCGCCCUUGCGAUAUUCGAGAUCGGAUCCUUGGCAUGUGCUGCAACGAAGACUUCACAGGGACUCAUUUUCGGGAGGGCCAUUGCUGGGAUCGGUUCGGGUGGGCUGGCACCCGGUGCCCUGUUGGUACUCGCAAAUAGUGUACCGGUCCACCGACGCGCUCUUUAUUUUGGCAUUAUUGGGAGCAUGGGAGGGAUUGCAACUGUGACUGGGCCAUUGAUUGGUGGACUAUUAACAGACCAUGCAAGUUGGCGAUGGUGUUUCUAUAUCAAUAUCCCACUUGGCGCGAUCACAGGGGUUUUCAUCACGACUUUCUUUCGGAACCCAAAGAGCACACGCAGAAUGAAGUCGGGGAAGAUGAACAAAUUCAAGCAAAUGGAUCCUAUUGGAAUACUCGUGUUCAUUCCUGCUAUCAUUUCGGUUCUUUUGGGAUUGCAGUGGGGUGGCACAAAGUAUGAAUGGUCGAAUGUGCGCAUUAUUGUGCUAUUUGUGCUUUUCGUAAUAUUUUCCUUCAUUUGGUGCUAUGUUCAAUAUAUUAAACAGGAAGAGGCUACUGUUCCCCCUCAUAUUUUGACUAACCGCAACGUCAUCGGUGCUGUUAUCCAUGCCAUGUUUUUCGGCGGCUCAUUCUUUGUCUUUGGAUAUUAUCUCCCGAUAUGGUUUCAGGCUAUUGAACAAGCCUCAGCAUCUGAAUCCGGAAUCAACAACCUUCCAAUGGUGGUGUCAAUGAUCAUCUUCUCAGCAGUAGGAGGUGUACUUGUAAAUAUUCUGGGGUACUACACACCAUUCAUGUUCCUGGGCAGUACCCUUCUCACCAUCGGAUCAGCACUUUGUACAACGUUCAAGGUUCACACAAAAAUCGGCAAGGACAUUCCAAUCGGAAUUGCGGUAAUCACAUUCGCCCAAAGCUUGAGCGGCUCUUUGUUCAUUUCCAUUGCGCAGAAUGUCUUCCAGAAUCGCCUUGUGGCAAGCGUCACCAAAUACGCCCCAAUGGUGAGUCCACAAGCUGUGGUCGACGCUGGAGCAUCACAUCUGUCACACAGAUUCUCACCAGAAGCUCUCCCGGUCGUUUUAUAUGCAUACAACCGCGCUGUUAUGCAAACAUUUUAUGUAGCUGUGGCUGCUGCAACUUUGUCUCUUAUUGGAGCAAGUCUUGUUCAGUGGAAGUCGAUGAAACGACCACAGAAAUAUGUCUGA
Messenger RNA from Penicillium angulare, 1542 nucleotides. Its product is annotated as MDR family MFS transporter. Gene Ontology annotation, biological process: transmembrane transport. The coding region runs from base 1 to 1542 and encodes 513 amino acids. The transcript is spliced from 5 exons. Lineage: Eukaryota; Fungi; Ascomycota; Eurotiomycetes; Eurotiales; Aspergillaceae. The record is from RefSeq and is a predicted model, not a curated record. Gene Ontology annotation, molecular function: transmembrane transporter activity.